Molecule: messenger RNA, 9230 nt
Organism: Psammomys obesus (fat sand rat)
Lineage: Eukaryota; Metazoa; Chordata; Mammalia; Rodentia; Muridae
Gene: Braf
Product: B-Raf proto-oncogene, serine/threonine kinase
Exons: 20
Coding region: 12-2360 (782 amino acids)
Biological process (GO): protein phosphorylation; signal transduction
Cellular component (GO): cytosol; mitochondrion; plasma membrane
Molecular function (GO): ATP binding; protein kinase activity
Source: RefSeq, a predicted model, not a curated record
UCAAUGGAGACAUGGAGCCCGAGGCCGGCGCUGGCGCCGCGGCCUCUUCGGUUGCGGACCCGGCCAUUCCUGAAGAGGUGUGGAAUAUCAAGCAAAUGAUUAAGUUGACACAGGAACAUAUAGAGGCACUGUUGGACAAAUUUGGUGGGGAGCAUAAUCCACCAUCAAUAUAUUUGGAGGCCUAUGAAGAGUACACCAGCAAACUAGAUGCCCUCCAGCAAAGAGAGCAACAGCUUUUGGAAUCCCUGGGGAAUGGAACUGAUUUUUCUGUUUCUAGCUCAGCAUCAAUGGACACCGUUACAUCCUCCUCCUCUUCCAGCCUUUCAGUGCUACCUUCAUCUCUUUCAGUUUUUCAAACUCCCACAGAUGUAUCACGAAACAACCCCAAGUCACCACAAAAACCUAUCGUUAGAGUCUUCCUGCCCAACAAACAGAGGACAGUGGUACCAGCACGUUGUGGUGUUACAGUUCGAGACAGUUUGAAGAAGGCACUGAUGAUGAGAGGCCUCAUCCCAGAGUGCUGUGCUGUCUACAGAAUUCAGGAUGGAGAGAAGAAGCCAAUUGGUUGGGACACUGAUAUUUCCUGGCUUACUGGGGAGGAGCUGCACGUAGAAGUGCUAGAGAAUGUUCCACUUACAACACACAACUUUGUACGGAAAACUUUUUUCACCCUAGCUUUUUGUGACUUUUGUCGAAAGCUGCUUUUCCAGGGUUUCCGCUGUCAAACAUGUGGUUAUAAGUUUCACCAGCGUUGUAGUACAGAGGUUCCACUGAUGUGUGUUAAUUAUGACCAACUUGAUUUGCUGUUUGUCUCCAAGUUCUUUGAGCAUCACCCAGUACCACAGGAGGAGGCCUCCUUAGCAGAGACUGCUCUGACAUCCGGAUCCCAUUCUGCACCCCCCUCAGACUCUAUUGGGCCCCAAAUCCUCACCAGUCCAUCUCCUUCAAAAUCCAUUCCAAUUCCACAGCCCUUCCGACCAGCAGAUGAAGAUCAUCGAAACCAGUUUGGGCAACGAGACCGGUCCUCAUCAGCUCCCAACGUUCACAUAAACACAAUUGAACCUGUCAAUAUUGAUGAUUUGAUUAGAGACCAAGGGUUUCGUGGUGACGGAGCCCCCUUGAACCAGCUGAUGCGCUGUCUUCGGAAAUACCAAUCCCGGACUCCCAGCCCCCUCCUACAUUCUGUCCCCAGUGAAAUAGUGUUUGAUUUUGAGCCUGGCCCAGUGUUCAGAGGGUCAACAACAGGCUUGUCUGCUACCCCACCUGCCUCAUUACCUGGCUCACUCACUAAUGUGAAAGCCUUACAGAAAUCUCCAGGACCUCAGCGGGAAAGGAAAUCAUCAUCAUCCUCAGAAGACAGAAAUCGAAUGAAAACACUUGGUAGAAGAGAUUCGAGUGAUGAUUGGGAGAUCCCUGAUGGACAGAUUACAGUGGGGCAAAGGAUCGGAUCUGGGUCCUUUGGAACUGUGUACAAGGGAAAGUGGCAUGGUGAUGUGGCAGUAAAAAUGUUGAAUGUGACAGCGCCCACACCCCAACAGUUACAGGCCUUCAAAAAUGAAGUAGGAGUACUCAGGAAAACAAGACACGUAAACAUCCUACUCUUCAUGGGCUAUUCUACAAAGCCACAGCUGGCUAUUGUUACCCAGUGGUGUGAGGGCUCCAGCCUAUAUCAUCAUCUCCAUAUAAUCGAGACUAAAUUUGAGAUGAUCAAACUUAUAGAUAUCGCACGACAGACUGCACAGGGCAUGGAUUACUUACACGCCAAGUCAAUCAUCCACAGAGACCUCAAGAGUAAUAAUAUAUUUCUUCAUGAAGACCUCACGGUAAAAAUAGGUGAUUUUGGUCUAGCCACAGUGAAAUCUCGAUGGAGUGGGUCCCAUCAGUUUGAACAGUUGUCUGGAUCUAUUUUGUGGAUGGCACCAGAAGUAAUCAGAAUGCAAGACAAAAACCCUUAUAGCUUUCAGUCAGAUGUGUAUGCAUUCGGGAUUGUUCUAUAUGAACUGAUGACUGGCCAGCUACCUUAUUCAAACAUCAACAACAGGGAUCAGAUAAUUUUUAUGGUGGGACGAGGAUACCUAUCUCCAGAUCUCAGUAAGGUACGGAGUAACUGUCCAAAAGCCAUGAAGAGACUAAUGGCAGAGUGCCUCAAAAAGAAAAGAGAUGAGAGACCACUCUUUCCCCAAAUUCUCGCCUCUAUUGAGCUGCUGGCCCGCUCAUUGCCAAAAAUUCACCGCAGUGCAUCAGAACCGUCCUUGAAUCGGGCUGGUUUCCAAACAGAAGAUUUUAGUCUGUAUGCUUGUGCUUCUCCGAAAACACCCAUCCAAGCAGGGGGAUAUGGAGAAUUUGCAGCCUUCAAGUAGCCACUCCAUCAUGGCAGCAUCUACUCUUUAUUUCUUAAGUCUUGUGUUCAUACAGUUUGUUAACAUCAAAACAGUUCUGUUCCUCAAAUCUUUUUUUUAAAGAUACAAAAUUUUCAAUGCAUAAGCUCGUGUGGAACAGAAUGGAAUUUCCUAUUCAACAAAAGAGGAAAGAAUGUUUUAGGAACCAGAAUUCUCUGCUGCCCGUGUUUCUUCUUCAACACAAAUAUCAUGUGCAUACAAGUCUGCCCAUUCCCAGGAAGAAAGAGGAGAGACCCUGAAUUCUGCCCUUUUGGUGGUCAGGCAUGAUGGAAAGAAUUUCUGCUACAGCUUGGGAAAUUUGCUAUGGAAAGUCUGCCAGUCAACUUCACCCUUCUAACCACCAGAUCAGUUUGUGGCUGGUCAUCUGAGGGGUGAUUUCAAUCACCAAGCAUCGUUCUUGCCUGUUCUGGGAUUAUGUUGUGGAGCACUUUCCCUAUCCACCACUGUUAAUUCCUGAGGGGUGGAGUAAAUGCAGCAUACCCCUUGUCCUCAACCAGUGUUAUCACAGUAAAGUUCUUUCAAUUUAAGUGGAGGGUGAGAGGUGAGGAGAGACUGCGUUGGGGGCAGAGAAAAGGGGAUGCUGCAUCUUCUUCCUCACCUCCAGCUCUCUCACCUCAGGUUGCCUUGCUCACUGGGCUCUGCCUAACCACUUGGGCUGGUCAGUGCUGGCACACAUUGCCUUCUUUUCUCAUUGGGUCCAGCAAUGGAGGUGAGGGUUGGGGAAUUGUUUCCUCCACAAUGUAGCAAAUUCUCAGGAAAAUACAGUCCAUAUCUUCCUCUCAGUUCUUCCAGUCACCAAAUAACUUAUGUGGCUGCUUUGUCCAGGACAUAAAAUGCCAUGGACAGCAUCUAAUUAAGAGCCUACAAAACUGCUUACUGACAGUUUUGAAUGUGAGAAAUUUGUGUAAUUUAGAUGUAAGGUACAGGUUUUAAUUUCUGAGUUUCUUCUAUUUUUAUUUUAAAAAAGAAAAUUUUCAGGUUAAUUGGAAUAAACGAAUACUUCCCAUAAGAACAUAUAUCCUGAAAAUUAUAUUUUUGUUAACUGUAAACGACUUUUAAAGAAUGGUUAUUAUCCUUUUCUCUGCCUGCAAUCAUGGGAAAUCUAACAUAAUAACAGUUAUUUAUACUUUUUAAAUUAAUGGUACUUGCUGGAUCCACACUAACAUCUUUGCUAACAAUCCCAUUGUUUCUUCCAACUUAACUCCUACACUACAGCCUACAUCCUCUUUCUAGUCUUUUAUCUAUAAUAUGCAACCUAAAAUAAAAGUGGUGGUGUCUCCAGUCAUUCUCCUUCUUCCUUUUUUCCCCAAGCCUGGUUUUCAAAAGGUUGGGUAACUUGGUAGCUGAGUUCCCCUGGUAGAAAUAGAACUAUUAGGAAUAUUGAAGUUGUAGGAAAGUGUGAGGCCUAUCACCAGUUUUGAUAGACCCUAAGUCUUAUUUUUGCACAAAUCAAAACUACAACCUAGUCACAGCUUCCCUUGGCCUUUAUUUAAAGGUAAUAUAAAAUUACCAUAGUAGCAAAGAAAGUGACUGAAUGUAUUCUUGGCCAGUAUCCCUCUUACCCAGGAAUCUUGAAUCUCCAGGAUUUAGGAAUGCAAAUUAAGGAGAUAUACUUAGCAACUACAUUAUAGCCAAGAACUUUAAAAAUACUAUGAAAUCUAAAAUAAAGUAGAAUUUUAAAUUUCAAAUUAUAACUGAUCCCACUAUAUAUUUAAGCCUACUCACAGCAGUUAAGAGAUUUUUUUCUUUCCUAAACUGUCUGUCAUCGAUGGGUGGUGGUAGUGCACGCCUUUAAUGCAAGCAACUCGGGAGGCAGAGGCAGAUGGAUCUCUAUGAGUUCAGGGCCCACCUGGUCCAUAGAGCUAGUUGCAGGACAGCCAGUGUUAGACAAAAAACAAAAAACAAAAAAAAUCUGUCAUCAAAGCAAGGCCUACUGAAAACUUUAUAAAUUCCCAGUAAGUUGGAAAAUAUUCUAGUUACUAAUUAGGAACAGUGUGUAGGACAUUGUCUUAAAAUUUUUAGAAACUGAAAAGAUAAAAAUGAUUCAUGCUUGAUAUGUGGCACAUUGAAAGGCAUUAUUACCCUUUUAAAUGCUUAUUAACAUGGCUUUGUUUUCCUUACUUAGAAUUAGCAAGGAAGCCAGACUUUGUCCCUAUAUGCACAUUAGGUCCUGCUGAGAGUUAGCGCCCUCAAGGCAUGCCUUGCUGCAGGGCCACCUCAGUCCUGGAGGAUGAAGCCAGCACUUAAGGAGGGAAACUUAGCAUGUGAGCGGUGGAGACAAAACUCAAAAGGACAGACUUCUUCCUCUCAUUUUAACAUAGGUUGCUAUCUCACUUGAAAAGGGAAAGUAGAUUUGAUAGUAAAUAAAGCUGUGCCCAGAAACCAGGCUCAGGGUGUUGAGAGAAAAUUUUUUUAAUAGAGUAUAAAAUAUAGAAAUAUUUAAACCUUCCUUCUUAUUUUCUAUCAAAUAGCUUUUUUUUUUUCCUUAUCGUUUACAAACAACAUAAGUUUUGUGGGUUUUUUCCUUUUUUUUUUUAAUGUUUAGACUUCAGAUGAUCUUGUUGAGCUCCUAAGAAAACUCAAGGAAGUCCUUGUUUGUGCAGAGCACUUUAUGAGUACCUGUGUAGACGGCAUGUGGCUGCUUCACUCCCGUAAGGCUGGAGCGUGCCUCCUGGCAUCUGUUUUGUUUUGCUUAGGAGUGAAGUCUUUAAAUGGUUUGAGAUCAACUAUAGAGAAUUGUUUUUAAAUAUGUAGUACUCCUGAUGGUCUUUCUCACUGUUAAGCUAUACGACCCAAACUUUUGCCAUUGAGAUAUUACUAACCUCAAAAUGUAUAUAAGGAGUUUGUGAAUAGAAUAUCCAAUGUGAUCAUUUGUACUUAUAUGCGUCUUCAAUGAAGAUUCUGUGUAACAGUCAGAUUCCGGUUCCUGAACAGCCCAUCUCUAACUAUAUUUGAGGUCGGGGAGGGCAUAAUGAGGCAUCCUAAAAGAUAGUCUGAUAUAAACUGUAUGCUAGAUUUAUGCUAGUAUGGGAGAAAGCGUUACGUAAAGACCUAAUUCAAGACUAGAGCACUGUCAACCAGAAACCUUGUAAAUACUUCCUGUCUUGGUGCAGCUCCACUCCUUAUGAUGUCUUGUACCUGUCAGGCACUGUUAGAGCUGCUGUGUGUCCCUCUUCAGAUCUCAUCUGUCCCUACUGCACACCCACCUCCCAGCCUCCUGCAAACCUCAGCAUCUAGCUUUAGUUGGAAACAGUUCAGGGUUCAGGUGACCUCUUCAAAAAAACUACCUCCUCAGAAUGAGGUAUGAAUAGUUAUUUAUUUUAAAGUAUGAAAAGUGAGGAGCUCUAGAACAUGAAGAUGUAGGAUUUUAACUUUUAUGUGUACUUGUAGUUGAGCACUCAUUUUGUCCUAAAGGGCAUUAUACAUUUAAACAGUGAUACUGUUUUAAAAUGUUUUUUAAGGUGUAGCUCAGAGUAUCUGUUACUGGAAUUGGUGCCAGUCUGUUUAAUAUAUUUCAGAAUUGUAACUAAGUCGGUCGCAUGAAGUUAAAUAGUUAUGGUAACACUUUGAUAACCAUGAUAUAAUUCUACUUUUCAGUAGUAGGCUUGGCAAAACAGUACACCUUCAUAGUGAGUUGGCCACAGCUUUGUCACAUGCACAGAUACUCAUCUAAGGAGACUGCCCAGCUAAGAGGGUAGAAGGAUACCCUUUUUUCUAAGAUUCUCUUCUUUGUCCAAGUUGGCCUUGUUAGUGCUAGAAUGUCAGCACCUUGGCCAGCAGAUGUCAACUAAUAAGCUAUUUGGAAAAGCACAGGCAGAGAUGGAAGGUUCACUGUGAGUAGACAGCGGGUAGCUUCCAGGAGAGAGACGGUGCAAGGAGGCUCUAAAAAAAUACCUUGAUAAUUUGCCAAAUGAUCUUACUGUGCCUUCAUGAUGCAAUAAAAAAGCUAACAUUUUAGCAGAAAUCAGUGAUUUAUGAAGAGAACGGCAAGUCUGGUUUAACUCCGCUGUGAUAAUAUUUUUUAGAGUGCAAUUUAGACUGUGAAGAUAAAUGCACUAACGAGUUUAUAGCCAAAAUCACAUUAAAAAAUAAGAAAAUGGUAAAUUUUCAGUAACAAAAUUAUUUUUUUAAAGCACAUUAUCCCUAGUAUAGCCAGAAAUAUUUACCACAUAGAGCAACUAGGUUGAAAAUACAGUUCAGUGACAUUUCUAGAGAAACUUUUUCUACUCCCUUAGGCUCUUCAAAGCAUGGAACUUUUAUACUAAAUGUUUGACAUUUUAAGAUACUGCUGUAGUUUAGUGUUGAAGUAGUGUGUGCUGGGCAGCAAUCAUAUACUAACUCAGUGAGAAAAAACAAAUUGUAGAUUUGAUUUGUUUCCAGAGAAAUGCUGCCAACCUAGACACUGAGUUUUCAGAGUUUAAAGUGUAAAUUUGCCUCCCAAGACCUGUUUGCAAGUGAAGUUGGCUAGUGCUACUGACUGCUCUGGUGCAUGGUGGUAGACAGAGGGCUGCCUCUGAAGUGUGUUUUUAUAAAGGGACAUUGGAAGUGAAGACCUGACCGGUGUGUAUAAGCUGGACACCUAUGCUGUGGCAAUUGCAUCUUUCCUCACCAUCCCCAAGAAACUCAGUGUACUUUCCCCACUGUGUCCCAGUUGUUGACUCAGAAACUGAGGUGAAUGACUGAUGCUCGAAGGGACUGAAAUGGUCAGUGUAUUUGUGGUCCACAUGGCCAGCUCUGGUAAAGCUGAAGAUGCUGGCCAGAUGGAUAUUGUAUCAGCUCACUGGACAAUAACUUCAGUAGUUUUAGAUAACUUACUUUACUUCCAUUUGGGCAGAGACGUUUAAAUUAAAAUUUAGUCCUAAUUUUUAUCAUUUGAAAGGAAAAAUUAACAGUUCCUAUGAGGUACUUUUGAGGUAGAAUCUGAAGUCCUAAUUUUAUUUUCUAAUGGAGUUUGCAGCGAGGGCCUGUAUGCACUAGGCAGGGGUUCUACCACUGAGCCACAUUUCCCAGCAUGUAAAAUGUUAACACUUAACACUUACACACACACACACACACAUCUUGUUACCACCUUAGUAAAGUGAUAAAGGUGGACCCUUUAUUUUAGUCUCCACAAGUCUAGCUGUCCCCUUUAUUGAUUGCUCCAUCAGUAUCACUAAACUGUUUACUUUUAUUUAGCUGUUUUGACUAAUUGCAGUGAUAUAACCAGUUGUGCAUGAGGACAACAGCCAGUGUGUUGUUUUUUUGUGGUGCAUUUUUUGUAAAGAAUUCUGUAGAUUGAAGUGCUCUUUGGAAACAGAACUGAAAUAUAUUUGUUCUUGUUAGUAUCAAAAAACAUUUUGUGCAAAUCAUUUGCUUUUCCUGGCAGGCUGACUACAUUAUCCAACACCCAUGAUUGCUGAUUACCAUCAACAGUGUACACACGGGAGACAGAGGGAAAGCAUGGAAGGGUGUGCUUACAGAGCUGGAAUGUGGGUUAGGAGUGAGUUACUUAGUCCUUUUUUGCCUUGAAAAUUUCUGUUGUUUUGAGAUGUUUGAACCCAUAUGUGUUUGGCUGGGCUAUGAGUUACAUAGGAAGAAACUGCAAACUAGCAUAAGCAAACAAAGCUCACAGACUAGACACAAAUGGGGGGGGAAAAGGGACCAAAAUGAGGUGGGAUGACACUUAAAUGUAGGGCUUAUGAAAAAAGUAAGGGUGGAAGAUGAACUACAAUCACCUGAAAUACAUGUAAGAGUGCAAUAAGUGUGCUUCUUAUCUAAGCUGUGAACUUUUUUAAAUCAUUCCUUUCUAAUACAUUCAUGUAUGUUCCAUUGCUGACUAAAACCAGCUGUGUGAACAUCUGCCUUUUUUUCAUGUUAGUUACCAAUAUAAGUGGCUAACCUUGAUGUCUUAUUUAUCUUCGUGUUGUAUUAGUUUACAUACCAGGUAUGUGUCUGUAUACUGUACUCUUCUCCCUUUAUUUGAAAACUUUUCACUGGGUCAUUUCCUUUGGCCAUCCUACAAUACAGCUUUGGUUUGGCUUCCCCGUCACCCUAUUUGAAGGACUGUGUCCCAGUAGCAGAAUACCCCCAUUGUCGGGUGUACUUCUGAUCCUUUGCGUCUACAGCACUUGCCUCUCCUAAGAUAGUGAUACAACCAACUGAUUGGGGAUGGACUUCACCAUUCAUCAUGUCUCUUCGAUUCUAUUUAAUAGACCACUCUUUGGCUUUAGACCAGGAAAAAGGAGACAACUCUAGCCAUCUACCAAGCCUCACCCUCAAAGGUCAUACAUACUUCUUGGUCUGAGGACAAGUCUCCAAUAAGGGAGAGGGGAGGGAAAUGUUUCAUGUUUGAACUGCAGUGAAGUACGGCUCCUGUUUCACCACCUGAACCUAUGGCAACUCAUACACAUUCCUCUGUCUAUAACUGCCAAAGGUUUGGGUUUAUGUCACUUCAGUUCCACUCAAGCACUGAAAAGGUUCUCAUGGAGUCUGGGGUGUGCCCAGUGAAAAGAUGGGGACUUUUUCAUUAUCCACAGACCUCUCUCUACCUGCUUUGCAAAAAUUAUAAUGGAGUAACUAUUUUUAAAGCUUAUUUUUCAAUUCAUAAGAAAAAGACAUUUAUUUUCAAUCAAAUGGAUGAUGUCUCCCUCUUAUCCCUUAUUCCUUAAUGUUUGCUUGAAUUUUUUUUUUCUUACCUAUACCUACUUCCUAAUUAUUUAGUUAUUUUUCCUGCUCAGGUCCCUUCAUUUGUACUUUGGAGUUUUUCUCAUGUAAAUUUGUAUAAUGGAAAAUAUUGUUCAGUUUGGAUAGAAAGCAUGGAGAAUUAAAUAAAAAAGAUAGCUGAAAAUCAAA